This is a messenger RNA of Adelges cooleyi (spruce gall adelgid), 1787 nucleotides long. RefSeq names its product myrosinase 1-like. The record is from RefSeq and is a predicted model, not a curated record. Bases 67 to 1677 code for a protein of 536 amino acids. Gene Ontology annotation, biological process: carbohydrate metabolic process. The transcript has 11 exons. NCBI's taxonomy places the organism in Eukaryota, Metazoa, Arthropoda, Insecta, Hemiptera, Adelgidae. Gene Ontology annotation, molecular function: beta-glucosidase activity.
GUAUCAUUGUCAAACAUAACGACGCCUAGACUGCCGCGGUGCUAGUUGCAUUUUGCAUUUAAAGAUAUGUCGUAUAAAACUAUUUCUUUUGCCGGCAAUCCAGAUUUAAUGGAUUUUAAAUGUAAAUACCAACAUUUCCCCGACGGAUUUAUGUUUUGUACUAGUUCUGCAGCAUAUCAAGUUGAAGGUGCCUGGAACGACGAAGGAAAAGCCGAAAGCAUAUGGGAUCGAGUAGCGCACACUAGACAAGAGUUGUUUGACGGCGAUCCGGAUUCAGGAGACACAGGAGAUGAACAGAACCCUCCGAGGACACGACUUUUGUUCAUGUGCAAAGGCUUGCCAGUGUAUCGAUUCAGCAAUCACAAGCCAUGUGCUACCCCUAUAACGGGCGACGUCGCUUGUAAUAGUUAUUAUAACAUCGCCGAAGACGUCGGGCGUCUUAAAGAGCUCGGCGUCCAAACUUAUCGGUUUUCUUUGAGCUGGCCCCGGCUUUUACCUAGGGGCGAGGAUAGUCUAAUAAAUCCGUCUGGCGUUCAAUAUUACAAUCAACUAAUCGACGCGUUAUUGGAGAACAACAUCACUCCCUUGGUAACGAUUUACCAUUGGGAUUUGCCUCAAUCGAUACAAGACCUCGGUGGUUGGUGCAACAGAAUUGUCGUCCAGCUCUUCAGCCGUUACUGCCGGUUUGUGUUUAGCGCGUUUGGCGACCGAGUGAAAUACUGGAUCACCAUCAAUGAACCGUUCAACGUAGCCGAAAGCUAUGGCAGUGCGUUCGGGGCACCCGCGUUGACUUCGAGCGGCUUCGGGGACUACUUGGCUGUACACCACAUAAUACUGGCCCACGCCACUGCUUAUCGGUUGUACGACAGAGAAUUCAGAGCAUUUCAAAACGGCCAAAUCGGUAUUUGUUUGAACCUGGAUUGGUAUCGCCCCAAAGACCCGAACAGCGCACAAGAUCAUUAUGCUGUUCACCGGGCUCGUAUGUGGCAAUUUGGAAUUUUCGCUCAUCCUUUGUACUUUGGAGAUUACCCGGAAGAUGUGAAACGGUCGGUUUCGUUGGUCAGCCAAGCUAACGGUAUAACAACAAAUCGUCUUUCGGAAUUCGACGAAUAUGAAAAGUGCUUAAUUAAAGGAACUCUGGAUUUUUUGGGGUUCAACCAUUAUUUCUCUGUACACGCCACGACGCUGAAGUGCACGGACAGUAAUUAUUGUUCGCUUAAAUCGAUCGAUUCGAAUUUCGAUUUAUCGUUUAUGGAAGAGUACCCCAAAUGGAACCCGAUGUGGUUAAAAGAUACACCAAGAGGGCUGCGAGAAGCGUUGUGUUGGAUUAGAGACACGUAUGGCAAUCCCAGGUUGUUCAUAACGGAAAAUGGAGUUGCCGGCAAAGGGCUGGACGAAGACGAGGACGCUUUCUUCAAAAUAAGAUACCACUAUGGUUAUUUAACUUCUGUACUGAACGCAAUCAAUGAAGAUGGAUGCAACGUGAUCGGUUAUGGAGUUUGGUCGUUUAUGGACUCGUUUGAAUGGUUUUUCGGUUACAAACCAAAGUUUGGGAUUUAUCGAGUUGACUUCGAAGAUAAGAAACGUUCUAGAUAUGGAAAAAAGUCUACACAAUUUUUUAAACAAUUAUUUCAGACUAAGACAUUACCCGAUGUUCUAGACCAGUUGUAUGGUUAAGCCAUCAUAUUUCCCACUAAAGGCUAAUAAAAAAAUAAAAAUAAAUUAUAUAGUUCUAACAAAAACUGCAACGAAGUCGGUUAAAUAAAGCUUAAAACACUAUUUGUUAC